UCAAAUGAAUAAUAAAGUAUCAUAUUUUGAUAUAGUGUUCUCAUGACCCAGAGGAAAUUUAUCUUCCAUUAUAAGAAUGUGCGCUGGGCCCGAGGGAGACACGAGACUUACCUUUGUUUUGUAGUAAAGAGACGCACCGGCCCCGAUUCCCUAUCCUUUGACUUCGGACACCUGCGCAAUCGCUCCGGCUGCCAUGUAGAGCUGCUCUUCUUACGUCACUUGGGUGCGUUGUGUCCGGGGCUGUGGGGCUCCAGUGUGGACGGUGCGAGAAUGUGUUACGCAGUGACCUGGUUCUGCUCCUGGUCGCCCUGCUCUAAAUGCGCUGAACAACUUGCCCACUUCCUGUCACAGACGCCCAAUCUGCGUCUGAGAAUCUUUGUGUCACGCCUUUACUUCUGUGAUGAAGAGGACAGCCAGGAGAGGGAAGGACUGCGACACCUGAAGAGGGCAGGGGUGCAGAUCUCUGUGAUGACUUAUAAAGACUAUUUCUACUGCUGGCAAACCUUUGUUGCACGGAGGGAGAGGAGUUUUAAAGCCUGGGAUGGCCUUCACGAAAACUCUGUCCGACUUGUUCGAAAACUUAAUCAGAUCCUGCAGCCCUGCGAGACUGAGGAUCUGAGGGAUGGUUUUGCUCUCCUUGGGCUAUGAUCACAAAUAUGAGACUUGCAAAUCAAUGAACACUGAGAAAUGAACUGAAUGGGAUGAAGAGAAAUGGUGCUGUGUGACCUGAGACUUGAAUCCUUUGACUUGAAUCUGACUUAAUACUUAUCUUGUACUGUAUUGUAUGUAGCAUUAAUGUGAUUAUGUUGGAUGCCAAAAUAAAAGCAGUCCUUUAACAA
Molecule: messenger RNA, 839 nt
Organism: Carassius carassius (crucian carp)
Lineage: Eukaryota; Metazoa; Chordata; Actinopteri; Cypriniformes; Cyprinidae
Gene: aicda
Product: activation-induced cytidine deaminase
Exons: 4
Coding region: 43-648 (201 amino acids)
Biological process (GO): cytidine to uridine editing
Cellular component (GO): nucleus; cytoplasm
Molecular function (GO): zinc ion binding; cytidine deaminase activity; RNA binding
Source: RefSeq, a predicted model, not a curated record